AUGAUUAAUCAUUAAGAGGAAAAAAAUUGCAUAAAAUUGAAGGAUGAAUUAUUAAAAUAUGUUGAAUUAGGUAUAAACUCUAAAGAUAUAAAUGAAAAAUUAUUAGCUCAUCAAACAAUUAAUCUAUAAAAAAAUUUAAUUGUAAAAUAGUAGGCUACAUAUACAUCAAAACAUAUUUAGAAUAAAAUUAUUAAAAUGAAUGCUCCAAUAAUCUGGCACCUCUCUUUAUUAAUACUAAUUAGGAAAAUAUCUAGAAAAAUAUCACUAAUAUUUCAUCUUUAGUAUUAUAUUCUGAAAAUGUUGUAAAAUAAAUAACAAAAUUAACAAAAUUGA
Paramecium octaurelia is the source of this 333-nucleotide messenger RNA. The record is from the annotation of a GenBank genome assembly. Lineage: Eukaryota; Ciliophora; Oligohymenophorea; Peniculida; Parameciidae.